Messenger RNA from Hemicordylus capensis (graceful crag lizard), 1055 nucleotides. RefSeq names its product zinc finger protein 202-like. Bases 48 to 806 code for a protein of 252 amino acids. The transcript is spliced from 4 exons. NCBI's taxonomy places the organism in Eukaryota, Metazoa, Chordata, Lepidosauria, Squamata, Cordylidae. The record is from RefSeq and is a predicted model, not a curated record.
GAGAUUCAUAAGGGUUAAAGCGAGGGAGUGGUAAUUCCUAGAGAGGCAUGGGAUGGGGAGGGGUGUGCAGUGAAGGACUCACUCCUCUGGCCCCCACACUCGUAGGAAAGAAGCCUGUAGUAUUUGCAGCACAAUCCUAUCCAAGAGACCUGAGCGUACCUGUUGUGCUGAAGAGGCGAGAACACUUGGGGAACGGAGCCAAGAUGGCAGAGCAAGACUCAGCUGGCACCAGAGUGGUUAGAGGUCAUGAGGGUGGAAGCACUGGGGAAUUCUGGGAAAAGGCAAAGCAGAAGAGGCUGGACACCACCAGCACAGAUGCGCAGUGCCAGCGCUUCAGGCGGUUCUGCUACCAGGAGGCCGAGGGCCCCCGAGAGCUUUGCGGCCAACUCCACAACCUUUGCCACCAGUGGCUGAAGCCGGGGAAAAACACAAAAGCUCAGAUCCUCGACCUGGUGAUCCUGGAGCAAUUCCUGACUGUCCUGCCCCCAGAGCUGGAGAGCUGGGUCAGAGAGUGUGGAGCAGAGACCAGUUCCCAGGCAGUGGCCCUGGCAGAAGGUUUCCUCCUGAGCCAGGCAGAGGACAAGAGGCAGGAAGAACAGCAGGGUCUGUUAGCUGAAGUGGCCACGAACUUCCCUGAGGCAGAAGAAGCUCUAUCAGAUCCUGGGCAGAGACCGGUCCAACGGGUGAUACAGGCGGGUGACAGGGGUGCCUCCUUGCUGGGUAAGGAUUCGUGGGCUAUAAUUCCCUUUGGUUACCUUCUCCUGAGUAUACCUGGUGAGUGUGGGCUGCUUUCAUUUUCCUCUUAAGCCUCAGUGUGGCAGGCGCUUCUCUCUUACUGCUCUUGCAUUUGGAAGGCCGCAGGGUGCUGGUCCAUGCGGGCCUUGAGUCUGAUCCAGUGAGGCACUUCUGAGGUUUUUAUGUUCUCAGUAUUUUAAGACAUAAAGCAUAAGUCUAAACCGCCAUUCUGUCCACAACUGAUCUGGAGACAAUUUGAUCUCAUGGAAGGAACAGAAAUGCUUUACAAGCAUUUUGCGUUGUCUCACCUCCGUUGUCUG